Messenger RNA from Gadus morhua (Atlantic cod), 1083 nucleotides. Its product is annotated as E3 ubiquitin-protein ligase TRIM47-like. The record is from RefSeq and is a predicted model, not a curated record. The coding region runs from base 1 to 1083 and encodes 360 amino acids. The transcript is spliced from 2 exons. Gene Ontology annotation, molecular function: zinc ion binding. Lineage: Eukaryota; Metazoa; Chordata; Actinopteri; Gadiformes; Gadidae.
AUGGCCUCAGCUAACACUCUCUGGUCUGAAGAGAACUUUUCAUGUCCCAUAUGUCUGGAUGUGUUCAACAGCCCUGUUUCUACACCAUGUGGACACAAUUUCUGCAGAAUCUGUAUUACAACAUUCUGGGAUGGCGGAGUCCAGUACAAAUGUCCUGCUUGCAAUGAGCUUUUCCAAACAAGACCUGAUUUACGGGUCAAUACUCUCUUAUCAGAGAUGGUUGAUCAGUUCAGAAGGUCUGUACGAGUAAAAGAGCAGCCCUGUGUUGAACCAGGAGAAGUUCCCUGUGAUGUCUGUACUGGGACCCAGCUGAAGGCUGUGAAGUCCUGCCUAGUGUGUCUUCUCUCUUACUGCCACACCCACCUGGAGCCCCAUCAGAGAUAUGCAGGCCUGAAGAGACAUCUGCUGGUCAAUGCUAUGGACCGUCUGGAAGACAGAAUGUGUAAGAAACACGACAGACUUCUGGAGCUCUUCUGCCAGACUGAACAGGUUUGUGUGUGUCAGUUCUGCACAGAGACAAACCACAAGUUCCAUUCUGUUGUACCUCUAAAGGAGGAAUAUGAAGUGAAGAUGGCCCAGCUGGUAAAUAUAGAGUCUGAAGUUCAGCAGAUGAUCCAGGAGAGACAGCAAAAGAUUCAGGAGAUCAAAGACACAGUAACACUCAGCAGAGCGGAUGCAGACAGAGAGAUAGCCGAUGGUGUUGAGGUCCUCACUGCACUGAUGCGCUCUAUUGAAAAGUGCUCUGAUGAUUUCAAACAAACGGUAAAAGAGAAACUGAAAUCCAAGGAGAAACAAGCUGAAGACCUCAUCAAAGAGCUAGAGCAGGAAAUAGAAGAUCUGACCAAAAGAAGAUCAGAGGCGAAGCAGCUCUCACACAGCGAAGACCACCUCCACUUCCUGCAGAACUUUGGAAUCCCAAAGGAUUCUCCUCCCACCAGGGACUGGACAACGGUGGAGGUCUGGCCCCCGUCAUACGUAGGCACCUUGAAGAGAUCCCUGGAUCAGCUGAAGGAGACACUUAACAUGGAGAUGAAGAAGGUUCCUGGCAUGAGAUCAGCUCUAAAGAAGUUGUCUCUGUGUUAA